Molecule: messenger RNA, 3137 nt
Organism: Pieris brassicae (large cabbage white)
Lineage: Eukaryota; Metazoa; Arthropoda; Insecta; Lepidoptera; Pieridae
Gene: Abi
Product: abl interactor 2
Exons: 9
Coding region: 227-1498 (423 amino acids)
Molecular function (GO): SH3 domain binding
Source: RefSeq, a predicted model, not a curated record
UGGUCAUGGUCUCUACUCUCUGCUCAUAGUGAUAGAUAAUAGAUUAUAAAAUUUUGACAUCUAUUAAAUAGUUAAAAAUAAUCACAAUAAUAUCUUUAAAAUAUAAUUUCGUGUGCACUGUUUUUGUUUGAGGAGAAACCGAAUCCUUAUUAGAGAUUAGGCCGUUCUUUAGUCUUACAUUGAUCACAAUUCAUACUUGAUACGACUAAUAUUAAACAGUUUCAAUAUGGCUGAGCUUGCUGCAUUACUACAAACAGAGAUUCCUGAAGGACGAAAUCACCUUACAGAUAGUCAUACGAAUCUCGAAAGAGUGGCAGAAUACUGCGAAGCAAAUUAUUUCCAGUCUGAAAACAAACGAUUAGCACUCGAAAGUACUAAGAAUUAUACUACUCAGUCUUUGGCAAGUGUUGCAUACCAAAUCAACACUCUUGCAUAUAACUUUUUACAAUUGUUGGAGCUACAAACCAUGCAGUUGGCGGAAAUGGAGGGACAAAUGAACCACAUUGCUCAGACUGUUGCUAUACACAAGGAAAAGGUUGCUCGCAGAGAAAUUGGAGUUCUUACUGCUAAUAAAGUAACUAACAGGCAAUAUAAAAUAAUCGCACCAGCUAAUCCUGAAAAGCCUAUAAAGUAUGUAAGGAAGAGUAUUGAUUAUACAGCUCUGGAUGAUAUUGGUCAUGGUGCUCGUUGGAACAGUAAUGCCAGUGGAACCCCUCGUGGACGUAGGUCGAGCUCAGUGCCUGGGGCUGCACCUCUUCCGGCCCCAACUACAAAACCUCCCACACCUCCAGCUGCUGUGCGUUCUGCCUCAGCAUCCAAUACUGGCACUUUAGGACGUGGUACACUUGGCAAGUCAUCACGUGAGUACCGUACACCUCCUGCUGUGGCUCCCCCUCAGGUGCCAUCACAUUAUGCACCUAACUACCCUCGACGCCCUCCUGGCUACUCCACCUUACCUGUAGCACAACCUCAGGUUGGUAUGGUACAUCCAACUCAACAUCAGUCUCCUAACAACUAUUCUCAACAAGAUCUGCAUGCAAGUAUGCCACCCCCUCCAUCACCUUUGAUUGGAUCUGAUGGAGAACACAGCCAGCAUUCUAUGAGCCUUCCUGGUCAGCGUGCGUCUUCAUCUUCGGCGGGUGGGUCGAUCCGCGGUGGUUCGGUCUCUCCUCCCCUCCCGCCGCCCCCCAUGGACGACGAACUGGCGCACGACGGGUUCGGAAGACAACAGCACGUGCAUAACAAGAUGGGUCCAUACAGUGGAGCAGUGCCGGCCAUAGUACCAGAUGAAGAAGACUUGCCCGGGUGGGUGCCCAAGAACUACAUUGAGAAAGUUGUGGCAAUAUAUGACUACUAUGCCGACAAAGAGGAUGAACUGUCAUUCCAAGAGAGUUCUGUUAUCUAUGUUCUGAAAAAGAAUGAUGAUGGAUGGUGGGAAGGUGUUAUGGAUGGAGUCACUGGGCUCUUCCCUGGUAAUUAUGUUGAACCCUGCGUGUAAUUAAAAAAUGUAUGUUAUUAUCAUCCUAAAUUGCUGAUAUCUAACUUAUUUAUGGCCCACAAUCUGUCACAGACUAUCAAAAUUUGGCUUAAAAAUAUUACAUUUAUUGCAUUUUGUGGAGCUAAAACAUUAAAAAUUUACACAGCUGUCAAAACGCUUGUUUGUACAAGACGGCAUCAAGUAACAACUUAGUAGUUACAAAGUGGGGAGCAAAGGAAUCCAAUGAAAUAUUAUUUAAGUAUUAUAAAAAUGCCAACAGAGCUUUUGUAAUAAACUGCAAUGGUUUUGAAAAACUUUUUUGUAUUGUCUCUCAAUCGAAUGUUUCAAGUGUUUAAAAAGCCAAUAUUUAAAGCUGUUGAUUUAGUGGUCCCUGUGUAGGAAAUGCCACGAAAUCACUCAUUAAAACAGCAAAAUAUAGAACGCGUGUAAUACGAGUGAAGUCUGGUAUUAGUACCAUAUUUCCAAUUAAAGAUUUUUAUUAUUAUUCCUAAGUAAUUGUAUUCUUGAUUAAAAUUAGACAAUUAUAGUUUAAUAAUUAGAAUUUAUGUUGUUGGAUUAUGUAAUACAUAUAUAAUAUUCGUAAUUUAUCUGUAUUUUGUAAGCCAAAGGAGUAACAUUAAUAGCAUUCCAUUAAUUUUGAUGUUUGGAAUGAUUUAUUUUAAGGUAUUAACUGAUAGAGUUAAGCGAUUUAGAUUUAAUAGUUCAAGUCAUAUCUUGCCGGAGCAUAACACAUUUACAUGUUUUAUAUUAAGGGGUUUUCACGUUUUUCUUUGUAACCCAUUAUUUUUUAUGUAAUAUAUAUUUUAGAAUAUUGAUAAAAAGGUAAAUUUCCGAGGUUUGUCAGAUUCAUUUUUUUUUAACAAGCCUGAAUGUCCGUAAUAAUGGAUAGUUUUCUAUACUCUAAAAUUUUGGCGCCAUUUUACGAUAUUACGCUUCGAUAUUAUAAAACUCGUGUUUUGUCGCAUUUAAGUGUAGUAUACACUCUAAUGCGACAUAUAAAAUUUACUAUUUUCAUUAAUUAUAUAAUUAGGGAUGCCGCCGAUACCGAUAUAUUGGCGAUACUUAGGCUUUGCCGAUUUAUCGGUAUCGAUAUUUUAAUUGCCGAUACAACGAUACUUUUCAGAUUUCGCGCUUUAAAAAAAUAAUGUAAACGCGUAUUCCAUUCCGCUAGACACUUAGUAUUUUAAAUGCUAUCGCGUAGUAUUUUUUCGAUACCAACUUAAAUAAAAUACAGAAUUACAAAAAUUUUAAUCUUAACAGUUAUUUAUUUUAUUCUUAAACUCUUAAUGUUAUUCAAAGUUUGUGACUGAUUAUAUUUUAUAACAAAAAUUUGAAAAACUUUAACUAAACUUGAUAUAUUUUACCAUAAUGUAAUUUUAAUUCAAUAAGCGUUGGUAUAGGCGAUAUGUCUAUAAGAGUAUCGGCAUCGGUAAAAAGGCUUAGUGACGCAUCCCUAUAUAUAAUAUAUUGGACAAAUAGCGAUGCCUUAGCUUUUUAAGUUUAAAGUUAUAAAUAUUAAGAUUUUAUUUAGGUUAUGUUAAUUUAAUACAACAAUUUUCAUACUCCAAGUAUUGUAUUUUAGGAUAGACUCUUACAUCUAUGGUUAUGAACUAAUUUACAAAAUAAAAUUAUUAUUAUC